Gilbertella persicaria is the source of this 1665-nucleotide messenger RNA. Its product is annotated as carboxyl transferase. The transcript has 5 exons. Lineage: Eukaryota; Fungi; Mucoromycota; Mucoromycetes; Mucorales; Choanephoraceae. Gene Ontology annotation, cellular component: mitochondrion. The record is from RefSeq and is a predicted model, not a curated record. Gene Ontology annotation, molecular function: propionyl-CoA carboxylase activity. The annotation marks the transcript as partial.
UUAUGCUAGCAAGAUAUCCAUUGAUUCAGCCUUGUCGAAAGACAUUGAGUUUAUUUAGAUCCUGUUUCUAUUCAUCAAGUGCUAUUGAGCAAAAACGAAAACAAAGUUUAUUAGGCGGUGGAAAAGCAAAACAAGAAGCCCAGCAUAAUAAAGGAAAACUCACAGCACGAGAACGCUUGCAUCUCUUACUUGACAAAGGAUCAUUCAGAGAAUACGAUGGAUGGGUAGAACAUGGAUGCACUGAUUUCAAUGUCCCUCAUUUUCCAGGUGAUGGUGUCAUUACAGGACAUGGUACGAUUCAUGGUCGACGUGUGUUUGUCUAUAGCCAAGAUUUCACUGUGCUUGGUGGCAGUCUGAGUCGUACGAAUGCCAACAAGAUCUUGAAAGUGAUGGAUCAGGCCAUGUUAGUAGGUGCACCUAUCAUUGGCUUACAAGACUCAGGUGGUGCACGUAUUCAAGAAGGUGUGGAUUCAUUAGCAGGGUAUGCAGAUAUCUUUCAAAAGAACGUGUUGGCCUCAGGCGUUGUACCUCAGUUGUCAUUGAUCAUGGGUCCGUGCGCAGGAGGGGCUGUCUAUUCUCCUGCCUUGACGGAUUUCACCUUCAUGGUCCAAGAUACUUCAUCCAUGUUCGUCACUGGUCCUGAUGUCGUCAAGGCAGUCACAGGCGAACAUGUCUCUCAAGAAGCAUUGGGUGGUGCUCAUACACAUACAAUCAAGACAGGCGUAGCCCACCAUGCUUUUUCCAAUGAUAUUGAAGCCCUAGAAGGCAUGCGACAUAUCUUGUCUUAUUUACCUUCUUCCAAUCGACAAGAAGCACCUCGUCAAGUCUGUCAAGAUGCUGUGGAUCGUCAAGACGCAGCCCUUGAUAUGAUUGUGCCCUUGGACAGCAGUAAAGCCUACGACAUGAAAGAAGUCAUCCAUCGUAUUGUGGACCUGCAUUCGUUUCAUGAGCUCUCGUCUCGGUUUGCGAGUAAUAUGGUGAUUGGAUUUGCAAGGCUGAAUGGUGCUUCUGUGGGUAUUGUUGCCAACCAACCCCUUGUGUCUUCAGGUGCAUUGGACAUGGAUGCCUCUGUCAAGGCAGCACGGUUUAUUCGGUUCUGUGAUGCGUUUGGUAUUCCUCUUGUGAGCUUGGUGGAUGUACCUGGAUUUAUGCCUGGUACAACACAAGAGCAUGCGGGUAUUAUUCGCCAUGGUGCCAAAUUACUUUAUGCUUAUUGUGAAGCCACCGUGCCUAAAUUGACUGUGAUCACUCGCAAAGCGUAUGGUGGUGCGUAUAUUGUGAUGAGUUCAAAGCAUUUAAGAGGGGAUUACAAUGUUGCUUGGCCUUCUGCUGAGAUUGCAGUGAUGGGUGCUUCAGGGGCAGUGGAGAUUAUUUUUAGAAAUCAUGCCGACAAGCCAUCCAUGCGUCAACAAUAUAAAGACAAGUUUGCUACCCCACUUUUUGCAGCCAAAAAAGGCUAUUUAGAUGACAUUAUUACGCCAAGUCAAACACGUACUCGCCUGAUUGAACAAUUAGAAUUAUUGAAGCAUAAGAAAUUAACCAAUCCUUGGAAGAAGCAUGGCAGUAUACCACUCUAAGUUCUGUCAAUCAGAUAGAUAAUGCAACAAUGAAAUGUGUGGGAAUUACUAGGAUAAAAAAGGCUAAAAGAUAAAAAAAAAAAAAAAA